Molecule: messenger RNA, 1286 nt
Organism: Doryrhamphus excisus (bluestripe pipefish)
Lineage: Eukaryota; Metazoa; Chordata; Actinopteri; Syngnathiformes; Syngnathidae
Product: transmembrane protein 236
Source: RefSeq, a predicted model, not a curated record
UGUUAGCGGACACAAUGGCGACUGCAGUGUAAGCGGUUGGUCUGCUGCGUGGAACAUGCUAGGGGUGGUCUCUACCUGGCCCAGCCUCAGCAUGGGCUCAGCAUGGGCUCGGGGAGGACCAUCAAGUUCGCCCUGUGCGAGGUGCUGCAGUUUGCGGGCCUGUGCGUGCCGCUCUUCAUCGUCAUGCAGAGGUUUGCUGUGAUUGUUGCCAAGGUCAAAAGGUCAGCACAGCCCCCUGGCGAUGGUGAUGUUGCUUACUGGUUGAUCGUGACCUCGUCCAUCGCCUAUGUCAUGUCCGCCGCCCUAUUGGUGUGGGCACCCCUCAAGUAUUUGCUGUUUGUCAACAACAAGAUGCUCCUUGGCAGGAAGAAAUGGAGGCCUGUGGCCCUCGUCUAUGUCAUCAUGUCCACCUUACCCUGCUUCGCCUUUCUCAUUGCCAGCUCACAGGUUCAGAUCAAUAACAAUCUCAGACACGACACAUUCACGGAACUCCCGGUGUCUCUAAUCCUCUUCUCUCUCAUCUGUAUUGAUGUUGUGGAAAGGAUACGCCACUGCAGACUGACGGGACGGGAUCAUCCCCUGGCGAGAGACGCAGACAUUCCUUCCUCCGUCCUCACACACGUGGAACAGGUCAUACCAGUCACACCGGCAGUGCCCGGGCCGGCAGUACCCGGGCCGGCUGUACCCGGACCAAAUGUUCCCGGCCCGACUGUACCUCGGCAAGCCAUGAGCACUACUCCUGUGGCGGUGGGACCAGGCCAGCUGGGGGACAGAAGUCAGGGCGGUGUGGGUAUUAGACCAGAAACCAACGGCACACUCCCAGGGAUGGUCGGGAACGGCGGAAGAACAUUGACUGUAUGCGAAUCGGGACCCGUUCACACGGGCCCUCUGCGCUUUUUGUGUGCUAGUGACGCUCGAGCUGAUGUGUUUGUGGAGAGUUUUCUCUUCUGGAUGGACACGGUGGAGAUGACGAGGGUAGCAGCUCAUCCUCUGGUUUACUACUCGGGCUGGGUGUGUCCUAUAUACAUUUUGUGCUACCUUUCGUGCCUACGCGUGGUGCUGGUGCCCCACAACCCCUUGCUCUCCUCUCUAGGUGUGGCCCUGCAAGAUCUGCCCUUCCUCUUUGUGCGUGCGGGCCUACUAGCGUUCUUCGGCUUGGUCACGCCUCUCCUCUACUUGAUGAAGAACCUUUUAGUAUGCCUGGCUUUUGUCUAUUUCAAUUUCAUGACCAAGCUGAGGGUGUUCAACACACAGAGGAUGUUCUUAUGAAGGUUUCAUGCUGUUGU